CCGCAGGUCCCGCGGGAAUCCCUCGGCGGCGAUCCCGGGGACCUAUGCCAGCCGAAGGCUCCCAAUAACCCUAACUGAGGUCCGGGCGCCGCGAGGCGCGGCGGGACGGCCCCGAUGCCGGCCAGGAAGGGCCUCCUCGCACCCCAAAACACCUUUCUGGACACCAUCGCCACCCGCUUCGAUGGCACCCACAGCAACUUCGUCUUGGGGAAUGCCCAGGUGCCCUCGAUCUACCCCAUCGUCUACUGCUCGGACGGGUUCUGCGAGCUGACAGGGUUCGCGCGCGCCCAGAUCAUGCAGAAAGGGUGCGCGUGCAAGUUCCUCUACGGGCCGGAAACCAAGGAAGAAGAUAAGGCAGCCAUCGACAAGAGCCUCGAGAGUAAGGCCGAGCUCAAGAGGGAGGUCGUGUUUUACAAGAAGAACGGAAGCCCCUUCAACUGCCUCCUGGACAUCGUGCCGAUCAAGAACGAGAAGGGCGACGUGGUCCUCUUCCUGGCAUCCCAUAAGGACAUCACCCACACGAAGGACUUCCAACUCUGUGAGUCGUUCGACAGUGAUGCCAACGGGAACCUGGACCCGGAGGCUCCUCCGGCGAAUUAUGGGAGACGCAGGAGUCGAGCUGUCCUUUACCAGCUUUCGGGACACUACAAGCAGGAUAGCAAGCACAAGAUCAGCUUGAACAACAACCUCCUCCACUCGGCCGCGGCGCCAUUGCCCGAAUACAAGACCACCGCCAUCAAGAAGUCGCAGUUUAUCCUCAGCCAUUACGGCUGCUUCAAGUCCUGCUGGGACUGGCUCAUCCUGAUUGCGACCUUCUACGUGGCCAUUGUUGUGCCCUACAACGCGAGUUUCGUCAACACCGACAGACCUACCAUGGUCAGCGACGUCGUCGUCGAGGCGCUCUUCAUGAUCGAUAUCUGCCUGAAUUUUCGGACCACCUACGUGAACAGGAAGGGCGAGGUCGUCAGCAACAGCAAAUGCAUCGCCGUCAACUACCUGAAGAGCUGGUUCCUCAUCGACCUCGUUGCAGCGCUGCCCUUCGACCUCCUCUACGCCUCGGACGUUUAUAGUGGUGAGGAGUCCAGUCACAGUCACAUCCACCUGGUGAAGCUGACGAGGCUGCUGAGACUCGCCAGGUUGCUGCAGAAGAUGGACAGGUACUCGCAGUACAGCGCGAUGAUCCUGACCCUGCUGAUGCUGUCCUUCACCCUGGUGGCACAUUGGCUGGCCUGCAUCUGGUUCGUCAUCGCUGAGAAGGAGAGGCUGAGGAACGACAAGGACUGGAACCUCGGAUGGAUCCACAGCCUGGCGGACCGCCUCAAGAUCCCUGUGCAGAAUGUCACCUAUGCGGAAAGCUACAUCACGGCUCUCUAUUUCACCUGCAGCAGCCUGACAUCCGUGGGCUUCGGGAAUGUCUCCGCCAACACCUCCCCCGAGAAGAUAUUCUCCAUCUGCACGAUGCUGGUCGGAGCGCUGAUGCACGCCGUGGUGUUUGGAAACGUCACCGCCAUCAUCCAGAGGAUCUACUCUAGGAGGUCCCUCUACCAGACCAAGUGGCGAGACCUGAAGGACUUCCUGGCACUACACCAGAUCCCGGAGGAACUGAAGCAGCGCAUGCAGGAUUACUUCCAGACGACGUGGUCCCUGAACCACGGCAUUGACAUUCAUGAGACGCUGAAGGAGUUCCCGGAGGAGCUGCGGGGAGACGUGUCCAUGCACCUGCACAGGGAGAUCCUGAGCCUGCCCAUCUUCGAGGGAGCCUCCCAGGGCUGCUUGAAACUGCUCUCUCUGCAUAUUAGAAGCAACUUUUGCGCCCCUGGGGAGUUCCUGGUGCACAAGGGGGAUGCCCUCUCCUACAUCUACUAUCUCUGCAACGGGUCCAUGGAAGUGGUGCAGAAUAACAUGGUUGUGGCGAUUCUGGGUAAGGGCGACCUGGUGGGCUGCGACAUCAGUGGUCAUCUCCAUUAUGGAAAUAAUGGGGGUGGCGGGGGUGGUGGAGGUGGUGGAGGUGGCGGAGGAGGCCAAAUCGACGUCGUCGUCAAGUCCAGCUGCGACGUCAAGGCUCUGACUUACUGCGACCUGAAGUGCAUCCACAUGCAGGGUUUGGUCGACGUCCUGAGGCUCUACCCGGAGUACCAGCACGAGUUCGCCCAGGACUUCCAGCACGACCUGAGCUACAACCUGCGGGAGGGUUACGAGGCCGAGCAAGAGUCCGACAUGAACGGGGUGCCGUCCCUGACGCUGCCCUCCAUCAGCGAGGACGACGAGAACGCGCCCGAGGAGGGCGAGACUUCGCCCUUGUCGCCACCUAACAGGUCGCCACUACACACGGCGACCAGUCCGCGACAUGCCAAGUUCAGAGACGAGUACAGGGAAGGCAGGAGAUCAACGACGAGGAGCGUUCUGGUACGAGGUAGGACUGUCCAGAUGAUGGGCCAGAAGUCCAUGGAUGAUCAUCUCCCAGGAUCCGUUGAGAGGCUGGACUCCCAGGUGUCCACCUUGCAUCAGGACGUGGCCACCCUCAGCUACGAGGUGAGGAACGCCAUCCAGGCGCUGCAGAUGCUGGCCAGCUCUCCGCAGAGCAACCCCAACCUGCCGACGCCUGCUGGUCGAGGAAGUGGCCUGUUGGCCAGGAGCUCAUCCCACCCCCCGGACGCCCUCUGCUGGAACCCGCCAGCCAGGAUGAUCAGCGUCGGGACGCAGACCGACUGGCCGGCGGACAUGAUGGAGGAGUGGGUCCGAGCGAACCCUCAUCGAGUUCUGAGGAUUCUGGGUCUGGAACCGGAAGGGAUCCCCAGACCGAUGCCUCCCUCGCCGACCCCUUCGCCGUCUUCCCCGCCACCACCGCCAUAUGAACCAUUGUCUCCAUUGGUGGGCACGCCGACGCAGACGCCACCCCAAUCGCCAGGAGCCAACGAGUACAGGUCCAGUGUCGUCGUUCCUAGAGUCUGCCGAGUCCCGGGGAUCUGCUGGGAUUCCCGAGGCAAGCUUUCUCACCGCUUCAGUGCUGGCGACGCCGACGACUCUUCAGGGCUCUGCCGACCCUUCGACGAUGCUUUCGGACGCCUGCCAGAGUCCAGGUCCCUGAAGUUCGACCCCUUCGACAGUUGAGCCGCGUCGUUCAACGUUGGACGUGCAACCGGACCUCUGAUUAAGGGUGACGUCUCCGUUUGGGAGGAGAACGGGGAAUCCCGCGGCUCGGGGGAUUCCCAGGAGCCAAAUCCGGGGGCGGACUCGGAAAUCCUAAUUUAUCAACCCUGAACCCUGAAGAUGUCCUCGAGAGAGGCGUACCCCUCGUCCCUCCCGUCACUAGCGAUGAGCAAGGUAGACCUUGGUCAUCGCCAUAGUCUUGGUCUUGCAGAAGUGCAAGAUCGAGAUUAAUACCAUGACCUGACCAUAUCUUCAAGGCCAGGAUUUAAAAUCGUCAUGGUCUUGGUCUUGCACUUCCUCAUCGCUAUCCGUCACUGCCGGACUUUGCCAAACCCCGCUUCCAGCCCGGCGAAUUUUUUUCGGCUCUCUUCUCGGAGGAUUUGCCGACUAUCGCCAGACGGAUCCACCGUUAAAAACCCUAGACUAGGGAUAGUAAAAAAAAUCCCCAUCCUCCAGCAUCUCUAAUCGGCUCCUCAUAUUAGGUCCGGCGUUGCUUCGCUUCACGCAGAUUCCUUUAGUGUGCUCUUCUGACUAGUCACUCUUCCAAGGAGAGUCUCUCUCUCUAUCUUGCUCUCACUCUCGUCUCGUCCCAGAUUUUCUGCGACGAGCUGCACCCGCGAAUUUUCCGCAACCCCGAAGGGAGGGUAAUGCCGCCCAAAAAUCCCAGGGCGAUUGUAAAUAGAUAUGCGAUAUCGAAAAUGUGUGAUAAAAGGGAAAAGAUGAGCACGGCUUUGGCCAUGUGCACAAAGUAUUCUAUAUAUACAUAUAUUAUAUAUAUAUACAUAUUCGUUCGACUCUCUUCACCGCAAGCUGCGAGAUAUAAAACGUGGAGGAGAAAAUUCCUGGCUUCCGGGACUUCCCAGCCUCGCAGGUCGCGGUGAACGCGCACUAUUUGAUAAAUAUUUCAUAUAUUUUGUUAUACCGUUUCUAUAUGCUCUCUACGUUGUAACUGAAGAACGGCCAACAUGGUGCACACACCGUGGGAUCCCGGGUCGAUGUUUUCCGACGUACGGGCCACUUCCAUCGGUCCCUAGACCCUAAGAGCCUGAUAAGACUCAGGUCGAAGGAUGGAAAUCGAAGGCGAUCCCGAAAUUUCUCACCCAGGAAGGCAACGUGGAUCUUCGACCUAGAGGGAGUCCCCGAAGAGCCUCCAGAAAAUCCAGGGAAUCCAGGGAAUCCCCUAGGACGAUUCGCCAUGGAAACUCAACCUCCAUAGA
Orussus abietinus is the source of this 4367-nucleotide messenger RNA. It is a transcript of the gene Elk, whose product is annotated as potassium voltage-gated channel subfamily H member 8. Bases 115 to 3111 code for a protein of 998 amino acids. Gene Ontology annotation, biological process: potassium ion transmembrane transport; regulation of membrane potential. Gene Ontology annotation, molecular function: voltage-gated potassium channel activity. Gene Ontology annotation, cellular component: membrane. NCBI's taxonomy places the organism in Eukaryota, Metazoa, Arthropoda, Insecta, Hymenoptera, Orussidae. The record is from RefSeq and is a predicted model, not a curated record. The transcript has 16 exons.